Messenger RNA from Fraxinus pennsylvanica, 387 nucleotides. The record is from the annotation of a GenBank genome assembly. NCBI's taxonomy places the organism in Eukaryota, Viridiplantae, Streptophyta, Magnoliopsida, Lamiales, Oleaceae.
AUGUUGGGAAAGAAGCUUGGUUCAGUGAAGAAACUAGCCAAGAAGGUUAAGGUCAUUGGCAAUGCCAACCGCCAACUAUCAGAAAAAUACGAGCGUUUGCUCAGGGACAACAAAGUAGGAGCCUCUCCGACCGCCACCACCGCACCCACAGGUACUUUUGCAGUGUACGUAGGUGAGGAUCGUCAAAAAUUCGUAGUCCCAACAGCUUAUCUCUCCCACCCUCUGUUCAAGAUAUUGCUAGAGAAGGCCUACAAUGAGUUUGGAUUUCGGCAAAGCAAUGGCCUGGUUGUACCCUGCAGUGUCAAUGUAUUUCAAGAAGUGACAAGUGCAGUUGAAUGCUGCAAUGGAAAAUUUGAUUUUGGAGACAGGGUAGAGGAGUUUAUUUAG